AUGGAAGAACUUCGGAAGGCGUGCCACGAGGCGCUGUCACCGCGGCAUUCGACUUCCACUUUCCCAGAAGCGCAUGCAGGGAAUAUUGCACUUCCUGAAGAAUUAGAUCUGCUAUGGCAGGAUGUGUCAUCGCAAGGGAAUACAAGUAAUCUGGACGUAUGCGAAAGUCUCCUUGUCGCAUAUAACUUCUUAAAAGCCCGGGGCCCGAAAGACCUGUCCGGUGCUGACCAGGCUGCUGCAAAUAAUAUAUAUGCCUGGGCAAGCGAUGCUGCACUUCCGUCUCCCAUCUAUGCUGAGACAGAAGAAUCCUCGGAUGCAGAACAAAAAGAUGCUAUCCUGGAAGACCAACUAAGGUCGAGGAUCGCCCUGUCGGUGCUUUCCUUAUUGGCUGAAUCAUUCCCAAUAUCCAAAGCCGAGAGUGUGGCAGAUGUUGUAAUUGCAUUAGCCAGCUUCUCAUCUAUAGAAGAUCCAUGGACUACGGAAGAAGCAUUCUCAUGUGCCACUACCCUACUGGAUACUUUCACUCCAGCGACUGCUACGAACCCAGACAUGAAUACUACAUUCUGGCCCGUAAUCGAAAGGAUCCUCAAGGACAGAAUCCGACCACUGUUCGCAAAGACCAGAAACCCAGCCAUCACCUCUGCAGGACGCAAGAACUUCCACCCCGUGCCAUUACCCCGAUUCGACGCCAGUAUCCUAGACCCAGAAACCAAGCCAUGGAAAAUCCAAGACAUCUACGCCACAGCCGUCCUCUCCUGGAUAAUCCAGCAAUACAAAGUACGCCGCCCCCGUCUUCCUCACCAUAACCACACCACUAACAACCACACCCAGCCCACCAACCAAACCAACCUCGAAACUCACUUCCCCCUGCUCGUCCCCCCAAUACUAGCCCUAAUUGACGACGACACAACCACCAUCAAAACAAAAGGCUGCACCCUGCUCCGAAACCUCCUAACCCCCAUCCAAGAAACCAAAUCCCCCAUCCUCCACCGCACAAAUCUAACCUCCGUCUUCGAAGACGCCCUCAAACCCUGUCUCCUCUCCCUCCCCACCAUAACCCCAGAACCCGACUCCAUCAGCCUCCUAAAAGAAGCCUACCCAGCCCUGCUCACCCUCCAAAAAACAACCUACACCCUCACCCCCUCCCCACAAACCAAACCGCAAUCCAGCAAACUCGAAACCUACAUAUCGCGUCUAACAACCACACUCCGAGAAAACCUCAUACCAUCAUUCCACCACAUCAGCUCAACGAACCCGACCUCGCUAUCCCCGGACUUCGCAUCAUUCCCGUAUCCGCGGCUCUCGACGCUGCUUCUGGAGCAGGUGGUGGCUCUCCUGGGAGAGCUGGGGAUCCAUACGACGAAGUUCCUGCGGGAGAUUGUUCCGCUGGUGCAUGAUACGCUGGCGAAUCCGUUUGGGCCGGCUUAUCCGCCCAUGCUUUUGGGUGCGGUGGAGGUUGUGAGGGUGGUGGUUUUGAAUGCGCAUCCGCGGGUGUGGAUGUGGCGCGGGGAGAUAUUGGGUGCGGUGUGCGCGUGCUGGCUUCAUGUUUGUGAGGAGGAGAGGGAGAUUGUGGAUCGGGUUAAGAGGGGUGGCUUGUCUGGGGGUGAGGGUGCGGUUAUGGAGAGGCUUAAGAAGGAGUUGAGGGGUGUGGUUUAUUUGCUGAAGUUCGCUUUGCGGAAUUCGAUUCAAGAGGAUGGUGGUGAGGGUCAAUUGGAGGCGAAGGAGAAUCUGGAAAAGGAGUUGCAGGAGCUGGUUGAUGCGGAGGAGGGUUUACGUGGUUUUCUGUUGGAGGAGAUUGAUGCUAAUGAUGGGAGCUUGUUUGGGGAAGCAUAG
Messenger RNA from Aspergillus bombycis, 1833 nucleotides. RefSeq names its product Tti2 family protein. The record is from RefSeq and is a predicted model, not a curated record. Bases 1 to 1833 code for a protein of 610 amino acids. The transcript is spliced from 3 exons. Lineage: Eukaryota; Fungi; Ascomycota; Eurotiomycetes; Eurotiales; Aspergillaceae. Gene Ontology annotation, cellular component: cytosol; centrosome; nucleoplasm.